CGUCUCCUUGUUUGUUUAUCGCUCUUGCGCUUGAAGUUGCCGGCCCUGUGACUACCCUUGCAACACUGACGGUUUGUUGCCUCUGCAGAUUCGAAGCAUCGAAAAUGAUAAAGAGACGAUUCUACAGGCUUGAACAUGGUGAAAGAGACAGUGGAUCCGAUUCUUCUUCCUUCUCUUCUGACUCCGAGGUUGAGACAGAAGAUUUAGCAGAGUCCGAGGAUGAUGUCGCUGCAGAGGUGUCGGAAGAUGAUUCUUUGUCGGAGCGUAACGAAGAGGAUGAUGAACCCAGCCCUGCUUCGUCAGGUCCUGUAAAUGCCGAUAGUCGCAGUGACAACGUUAACGUUGAUGUUGGUGUUGAUGAUGACGAUGACGAUUCUGAUCAUGCUGAUGAAUAUAGAGAGAAAAUGAGAAAGACGAAAGUAUCUUCUCGACCUGGUUUUGAAGCACUGUCUACUAAAUUUGAUGCUGUGGGUGAGAAGGAAGAACAUGACCAAGAUAUCCCAGAUUGUAUGAUAAGAUGCAAGUCAGUUUUCAAAUGCAGAUACUGUCCAAAUACCAUUUGUCUGAAUGAUGCAACGAUGCGAGCACAUGUUGCGUCAAAGAAACACGCUCGUUCAGAGAGAUUACUAAAGCAAGGAAAAUCCAAUGGCAUUGACAGUGAUGGAGAAGUGGAUAACCAGGAGGUUACUGAAGAGACACAUGUUCUUGACGCUAAUUUAGUGCAGGAGAAACAGAAAAGGGGAAGCAAGAGAUCAAGAAGACAGCUCAAAAGGAAGGAAAAUGUAAAGGAAACAACCAACAAGAAUGGAGAAGAUGUGGAGAUUGCCAAACUGCCUAAAAAGAAAAGGGCACAGACGAAGGGCUGAAGCCACCGUUCUUGAAGCAAUAUGCAUACGAAGUGGAAAGAUUCACCGAUUCGCUGUAAGAUUACAGAGGAGAUGUCGAAGAAGAAGAAGAAUGAUUGGCUGGUUGGUUGAGUCUAGAUGAUGAUUAUAUUUGAUGUGUAGUGUUACAUGGAAUCAGAUUGAAACUCUAAAAGAGAUGUACUUUUGAUAUUAAAGUUAUCAAGUCCAUGCAAUUUUUGAUCCAUAA
Messenger RNA from Tarenaya hassleriana, 1092 nucleotides. RefSeq lists its product as uncharacterized. The transcript has 6 exons. The record is from RefSeq and is a predicted model, not a curated record. Lineage: Eukaryota; Viridiplantae; Streptophyta; Magnoliopsida; Brassicales; Cleomaceae. Bases 105 to 866 code for a protein of 253 amino acids.